Molecule: messenger RNA, 676 nt
Organism: Saccostrea echinata
Lineage: Eukaryota; Metazoa; Mollusca; Bivalvia; Ostreida; Ostreidae
Product: perlucin-like
Exons: 7
Coding region: 45-584 (179 amino acids)
Source: RefSeq, a predicted model, not a curated record
UAUAAGUAAAAUCCACGAGCGUCAAACAAACUGCUGGGGUGUUCAUGAUAAGCUUUGUCAAUAGUACAUCCAGGAACAAAAUGACUUCUGCCCGGAGUUUGAUCUUCCUUUUGACUGUGGCGAUGAUGUUCAAUUUCAGUCAUUCGAGACAUUGUAGAGGUUCUUCUUCCAGAUGUCCGCCUGGCUGGCAUCGCCAUGGGAACUCUUGCUACAUGUUCUCAAAGAACACUCUACCCUGGAAUCAGGCCUUGCAUACAUGUGUUAGUCUUGGUGCUGGUUUGGUCGCCGUUGAAUCUCACAGGGAAGAGAAAUUCUUACAAAAUAGACUACGUCAUGAAUUUGCAAGUUUCAUGUUUUGGCUUGGAGGAUCAGAUCAGUAUCAUGAACACUCUGUUUGGUAUUGGAUUGCAACUGAAAAAAAUAUAAACAGUGGCUACACAGACUGGCAUCGUUCGGAACCCGAUCACCCAGGUAAACAACACUGCCUAGCGAUGAGAAAGGAUUAUAAUUAUCAAUGGUGUGACGAUUACUGUCAUGAAUUGCAUGCUUACAUCUGUGAAAAAUCGCUGAGAUUUAGAGGUUAAAUCUGGUACGGAAUGAGAAAUUCAGAAUGAGCAUUACAUUGAGAUCGAAAUACCCUUGUUUUCAUUGUUCUUUAAAUAAAUUUUAAGCAGAU